Molecule: messenger RNA, 582 nt
Organism: Rangifer tarandus platyrhynchus (Svalbard reindeer)
Lineage: Eukaryota; Metazoa; Chordata; Mammalia; Artiodactyla; Cervidae
Source: the annotation of a GenBank genome assembly
AUGGCAAUGCUCCUGCCGGGAAAUAUGCAAACAUUCGCGCUGAGCAGUAACACUUCAUGCACGGUUGAUGAGAAGAGAGGACGCCAACGAGAGGACGGAGAGGCGCCCCCUAGGUGCCCGCCGGGUGCGCAGCGCGUGAUUGACGCGGGUCCCUUCGGGCGCCGCCCGCGCCGCCAGGGUGGCAGAACACGGGAUCUUUUAACUGAAGUCACUACUCUGCCCUCAAAGCAUCCACAACCGAAGCAGGGCUGCCCCGCUACAGAGCUCUGGGUGAGACCGGAGGGCGGCGGCCACUGCGGGAGCCCCGGCCUUCCCGAGGCGCCGUCCACCUCAGCAGCCGAGGCCGCGCCGCCCGCCGGCGGUUGCCCGGAAACCAGCUGCUUCAGAGCGUCCGCGACGCACCGCGCAUCUCGCGGCGCCUCUGCAACCAGGGUGCGCGGGGUCUACCGAGCUGUUCCCCCGAAAGCGACUGGAUUCGCAGCGUACACGCGCCACAUUUCACUCCCUUUUCUAAAGGAAAGAGGCGAACAAAUGGAGCCUCCUACAACUGGUUCUCACUUUCAAAAAUCCCGGUUGUUUUAA